Molecule: messenger RNA, 585 nt
Organism: Batrachochytrium dendrobatidis JAM81
Lineage: Eukaryota; Fungi; Chytridiomycota; Chytridiomycetes; Rhizophydiales
Product: proteasome core particle subunit beta 4
Exons: 3
Coding region: 1-585 (194 amino acids)
Biological process (GO): proteasomal protein catabolic process
Cellular component (GO): nucleus; proteasome core complex; cytosol
Source: RefSeq, a predicted model, not a curated record
AUGGAGGUUCUGCUAGCUAUUACAGGAAAAGAUUUUGUACUCACUGCAGCAGAUGACACCACUGCUCGCUCUAUCGUUGUCAUGAAGCGAGGUGAAGACAAGUCCCGCGAACUCACUAACCACACAUUGAUGGUUUACUCUGGAGAGGCUGGCGAUACUGUUCAGUUUGCAGAGUACAUUCAAUGCAAUUCCCGUUUGCACAGUAUUCGUCAUGGGAUCGAACUGUCUACUAAUGCCAUUGCUAGCUUCACUCGGAUGGAGUUGGCCACUUCGCUCCGUAGCAGGAACCCAUACCAUGUUAAUGUUCUAAUUGCUGGAGCAAACCCUAAAACUGGCGCUCCUGAACUCUACUGGAUUGACUACAUCUCCAAUAUGAGCAAACUCAAAUUUGCUGCACAUGGAUAUGCUUCCUACUUUUGCUUGUCUACCAUGGACAGAUACUGGCAUGAAAACAUCACACAAGAAGAAGCUAUUGCACUCUUGAAGAAAUGUCUUGCUGAACUGCGCGUACGAUUUAUUGGAAAUCUGCCCGAUUUCUUUGUCAAGAUUGUCGACAAGAAUGGAAUCAAAGAGGUUAAGCUUUGA